GGGAAGGUGCUGCCCGGCCCCUCAGCGCGGUGCGCGGGGGUCGCAGUCGGGCCGGGACGCGAAACCGCCGGCAGCGCCGCGCGAAGGGUACGCGGCGGGGUCAGCCGAACCGCGCCCAGGGUGGCCGCAGGCGGGAGCGCCCGCUGGGCGGGGCCGCCGGCCCGGGCGAGGCCGCUGGGGCGGGAGGCUGCUCCGGCGCCGCCGCGGAGCCCGCCGGCCUCCUCGCGAUAUAAAAAAAAUACAUAAAAAUGAGUGCACUGGACCAUGGAAUAUUCUUUACAACUCAUAGGAUUAAUGAUGUAGGUAGAAAAUCUGGUGAUUCCUAUGAGAAAUGGUCUUUGCAGCCAGAAGUAUAAACCUGUUGACUACAAACAUCUAUAUGAACUUGCUGCAGUAGAAAAAAUGACAUCUGCAAAAAUUAAAUUAAAGAUUAAAAAAACAGAGCAAGUUUCAAAAAUUAACAAAGAGCAAAUGCUGCUGAAACAGCAUCGGCAGGUGUGGUGGCAAGAGCAUAAAAGGCUGAAUAAGAACAGGCAAAAAGCAGAAGCAGAAGUAAAGACUUUUCUUGACAAAGCAAGCCAUAAGCACAACUUUUUUUCAGAUAUGAGGGACUUGGAGCAUAAAUUAUCAAAGGAGCGGGAUACAUACCAAACAAAUACUGUAGUUCCCAUCUGGCAACUAAAAGAGAAUUUGGAAUUCAGGCUGUCUGAAAUGCAUUGUUACCUCUCGGAGGAAUCUUGUCUGAAAUCUAACAUCAAUCCAAUUGAGAUAUUACAGCAGAUAAAAUUUGUGAAGAAUCAACAGAAGACAAUUUUGGAAUUCCUUAUCCUUGAAAGCCUGGCUUUGGAAAGAGAGCUUGAAGACUAUAAAACAAAAGCAUUAGCGUGUUCUUCUGAAGAGAAAAACAGACUUUUCCUUGAAGUUCCUUCAGCACUACUGUCUUUGGAAUGCCCCUAUCCUGAUUUGAAGACCUUAGUUAUCAAUGAAUACCGAAAGCUUGCAAGUGGGUACUGGUCUAAGCUUCAAGAGAUGGAUCAACAUUUAAAAGUUUUAUAUAGGAACAUUGAAUGGAAGGAAGAAGAUCAGUGGGUUUUUCAGGCUGUUAUCGAUCAGUAUCCAAGUGAUCUUCGGAGGAGGAGGACUUUGUACCUCGACAUGCUGCAGAGAUACCUCCCUCACAAAUCCAGGCGUGAUCUGGUUGUUCAUGAGAAAGCUUGGGAUCAUUACAAUUUCAUUAGGAAUCAGCGCAGAGUCUUGAUAUUAAAUUGGGCUCAAGCUAGGAAAGCCUUUUUACUCAAGGCGGUGACGACUGUUGCUGAAGCCUCUGCUGCUCAUCAGACAGAAGUAGAGUUGGCUCAUACCAGACAAAAGCAACAGGAGAUUUGUGCUGAGCUGAAAGCAAAGCAAGUUCAGCGAAGGACCAUUAAGAUGAAGGUGCUGGAGCACCUCUCCUGUGAGGAAAGGCAGAGAGAGCUGGGCCUGCUCAGCCUGGAGAAGAGAAGGCUCAGGGGGAUCCCACCACCGUGUGUUCUACAGUGGAAAGUGCAGCAGGAAGAGGCUGCGGAACUAGAAGCUGCUGUAGCUGCCAGAAGAAAAGAAAAGAAAGAUGAGAAAGAAAGGCUACAGAAAGAACAGGAAAUGAUUCGUAGAGCUCAGGAGAAAGAGAAAGUGAAAAAGUACUGGGCUGAGAAACAGCUCGAGUGGCAAGAACAGGAAAAGAAAGAUCUACGACGUCUGGAGGAAUUAAGAAAAUUAAUGGCUGAACAAGCAGUUAAAGACAGAGAAAGGGUAAAGUUUAGACAAGCGCUGCUGGAAAAGCGCUUGCUGGAGAAAAAGGAACUGGCCCUCCAAGAAGCACGUGAAGAAGAGGAAAAAGCGAGAUGCCUCGACGCACUCAGACAACAGGUUGCCGUCGUUGCAAAAUUAGAUCCAGCUAGAGUAGUGGCUGAUACGGUGGCAUCUAAAGCUCGGAUGGGCGUUGGAACCAAAGAAGAGUUUGAUCUUCAGAAGCCACUGUUUAAGUUGCAUACGUACAGUGAACAGCAGAUCAUUUCUGACCCUAGACUUCGUGUUGAGCUAGCUCUUCGAGAAGCUGGACUUCAUAAAACGCAUUAUGCCAAAGAGAUUUUACCAAAAAUUCCACCACUGAAGCUUCCAAGACGAGAUACGGAAUCUACAGCUUUUAAAAUGUAGAGCGCCUCUCAUAUCAGGAGCAGAGAUGCUUCAGGGUAUCGCCUGGCCUAUACUGUGAAACCUUCAAAUAAAUUUCCCUUAGGCUGUGUUACAGAACUACUUAGUUCUCAGGGCGUGCAAUCAUUUAAAAAAAACAACGCACCUUUCUCGUGCAGUGCUACGCAUUUUACGCCUGCCUUGGUGCAGGUUUUAUGGAGGUUUGGUGGGUGGCAGCUGUUGUAGUGUAAAUUCCCACGUCCCUUUCUACAGGGCGACAGGACACCCCUACAUGAAAGACUCCAACAGACGUUACAGGCCAAUCGGAUACAAAGCAUCUUGAGUACGAGCUCUGGUUUUUAACUGGCAGCAUAAAUCCAAAAUAGCUUUGCAGAAUGGUCACUUUGGAUUGUGUUAUGAUACGUGAAUACAUCCCACAUAACUUUCAUUCCAGGUUGCUUGAUUCUUUCAAUUAUGAAAUCUUUGUUAUCAUGAAUGUUUCUGUUACUCCGUAUUAUCAAGAGGGCCAAGAAAGCUGGAGAGGGGCUGGUGACAAGGGCAGGGAGUGACAGGCCAAGGGGAACGGCCUGAAGCUGCAGGAGGGGAGAUGGAGAUGGGAUGUGAGGCAGAAAUCCUUCCCUGUGAGGGUGCUGAGGCCCUGGCACAGGGUGCCCAGAGAAGCUGUGGCUGCCCCUGGCUCCCUGGCAGUGUUCAAGGCCAGGUUGGAUGGGGCUUUGGGCAACCUGGGCUAGUGGAGGGUGUCCCUGCCCGUGGCAGGGGUGGCACUGUGAGGUCCCUGCCCACCCAAACCGGGCUGUCAGUCUGUGUUUAUAAGAAGAAACUUAACCUGUGCCUAUAUUUAGAAACCAAUUUGCUGCAUCGUAUUUACUGCAAACCAGUCAUGCAGUCAUUUCAUAUUGCAGAUUAAUCUUUCAGUAUAAAUUAUAAAUUAGAAAUAACAUUUCAGAUCUGGGAUCUUUAUUUUGGAACUGAAACUACUGACUGUGAUUCUAUUAAAUGAAAGGGAAAUUGAUGUCAUUUCAUUUUGUAACUGAUUAUGUUUUCAAGCCUUACAUAAGAUGACUGUAAAAUGUAUGUGAACAAGUUAGAAUUAGCAGUUUAAACAAAAAUUUCUAAGGACAAUGAAAGGUCGGAACAUCCAUAGUUGUGUAUCUAGAAAAUGAUAGGAACUUCAUUAAGGUAAUAUUGUAAUGCCUUAUAGGCGUUAACGGAUCCCAUACCUACAAUGCUUUGUGAAACAGAAGUAAUUCCUCGCUGUCGAAACAAAAAGCUGAGGAUCGGGGUAGAUGAGGGCCACCUCUGUGUUCUCCCAGCAGAGCCCACGGCGCCGGUUCGGCAGGCGCCAAGCGGGAGGUUUCGCGCCAGGCACCGCGUGCCGCCUCCCCGCCUGCACAGCGGCAGCCCCUCGGCCGGUGACACAUCCAGCGACUCUGCACCAAAUGUUUUGCAGUCGGAGACAAGCAGCGUUUAGUUUUUCACACCUCAACCGGAUAGUAACGCUGGCAGCAUCUCGUCGCGUGAGCCCGAUGUCAGCGCGUCUCUGAGCACCGGGGGGAGGGAGGUUUGCUCGCGCCUGGCUGCUCAAGGGUGCAAAGUCAGGAGCGGCCGGACGCUCCGAGAAGGGUGCCGGAAGGGCAGGGGACGAGCUGGGGCGACGGACUCCCGAGGGCAAGCAGAGUUUAAGACUGGGGCAACAUAAUCUGAGUGUUGAAGUUAUUUUAUUGGGGGGAUAAUGCUACAGAGACUGCCCAAAAGGCGUGGGAGCUGUGUGUCUUCUGGAUUUAGCCUUUGCAUGUUUGUGCUAAAAUUACAAUUCUGUGUAUAUUUGCGCAUUUUAUUUUGGUAUCUCAUUUGAGGUCACUCGUUAUUUUUACAACACACUUGGCCAGCUUCACAACCUGUUGGAUGUUCCUGCAGGGGAGACCAGCAUUGAUUUUCUUCUCUUCCGGAGACCAGGCUGGCUUCUAGGCUGCUUCCCAGAAACGGAAGAUCCCAAACUUCAGGCAGUCUUUUUUUUCUCUUCUCGCUGUUAAAAGCAGAUCUACGAGAUCAUUUCAGUGGCACAAAAUCUUUUCAGAUUAUAGUUAUCAUCUUUUAUAAAAACCAAGACAUUUAUGAAAAAAGAAAGUUUAAAUGAAGCAGAUAUUUGGGUUUGAAAUAAAG
Molecule: messenger RNA, 4353 nt
Organism: Grus americana (Whooping crane)
Lineage: Eukaryota; Metazoa; Chordata; Aves; Gruiformes; Gruidae
Gene: CCDC148
Product: coiled-coil domain containing 148
Exons: 16
Coding region: 325-2193 (622 amino acids)
Source: RefSeq, a predicted model, not a curated record